CAGCGCAUGCUCGCCUGAAAGUCACGUUUCCGGGAUAAGGUUGUUGCUUUCCUAGCUACAUGUUUGUCAUCUGAUUGGGACCUAUAUCAUAAAACGUCAUAGUAUAUAUUCCUUACGGAUUAUUGUUUUACUUUUAAGGAAAGCGGGGUUGUGACAACACGAAUCGUACCUCUGAUGUCAUCGGGAAACAAACAGCUGUUCAGCUGUUUUCAAACUCUGACCGGUUUGACUGAAGUGACGCAACAUGGCAGCAACUCCUCUAAGUCGGUGUUUUCUGUCAGUGCUGAGGAGACACGCUCGGUGUCAGACCCGUGGAUUUAACAGAAACUCGAGCCUUGGCAGCGGACCUUCGGUGGGAUGGGACAGAAACAGAAACAGCGGUGGUGACAACAGUCGCUCUCCUGGGUUUACGACACUGUCUGUGGGUUUGGGACUCUGUGGUGCCGCGCUGCUCCUCAGUCAAAGAGACAAACACUCAGAGGACAGAGAUGCUUCUGUAUCUGUGCGGGUUUUAGAACUCAUUCUCCCAUCAGCUCUUUGUGCCUCUCCAUUCAAACCUGACAGCCCCCGGUAUAAAUACAACUUCAUUGCAGAUGUAGUCGAAAAGUCCACUCCAGCUGUCGUUUACAUUGAAAUCGUGGGCAGACACCCAUUUUCAGGACGAGAGGUCCCGGUGUCCAAUGGCUCUGGGUUCAUCAUCAGCAGUGAUGGUCUCAUCGUCACCAACGCUCAUGUUGUGGCCAACAAGAGAGGCGUGCGAGUGAAGCUCACGAACGGAGAUACAUACAACGCCACCGUGCAGGAUGUUGAUCCUGUGGCAGACAUCGCCACCAUCAAAAUCACGGCGAGGAAUCCUUUACCCACGCUCGCCCUCGGCAAGUCCUGUGACAUUCGACAAGGAGAGUUUGUGGUCGCCAUGGGAAGCCCUUUUGCUUUAAAGAAUACAAUAACCUCAGGGAUCGUGAGCUCAGUGCAGCGAGGCAGCAAGGAGCUGGGCCUGUCCAAUCCCAACAUGGACUACAUCCAGACCGAUGCAGCCAUCGAUUUUGGCAAUUCUGGAGGUCCCCUCAUUAACUUGGACGGUGAAGUCAUCGGUAUAAACACCAUGAAGGUCACUGCAGGGAUCUCCUUUGCCAUACCAUCAGAUCGCCUCAGACUUUUCAUUGAUAAUGCAGCAAAGAAAAAGACAUCCUGGUUCGGCGAGUCACAGACGAAGCAGCGGUACAUUGGCGUGAUGAUGCUAACGCUUACACAGAGCAUCAUUGCAGAGUUGAAGUUGAGAGACCCGUCCUUUCCAGAUGUGACACACGGCAUCCUGAUUCACAGAGUGAUCGUGGGCUCACCGGCGAACAGAGCAGGCAUGCUGCCAGGAGACAUCGUGUUGGAGAUCAACGGAGUGAAAGUGAACACCUCAGAGGAGAUCUACCAGACCGUCCGCAGUAGCGAUCAAAUCACCAUGGUGGUGCAACGAGGACAUGAGCUGCUGCAGCUCCAGAUGACUCCAGAGUACACAGAGUGACACUGAGCACAUCGUUUCUGUUGAGUAAAAGGACGUAUGACUAGUUCAUGAAAAAAAGAGCACACUGUAAAAAAUGUUUGACUGUUUGAUUACAGUAUAAUCAUUACCGGCCUAGUUUUUCAAUGGAACAAGCUCCAGUAUGUGUAGGUUGAAUUACUUGUUUAAACUACAAUAGAACUGAGAGCAGUACGACUGUGGUGACAGCAUAAUGUCAAGGUUAAGGUGGAUUUGUGCCGUAUUUAUGUUCAAGUUUUGCCUGGUUUAAUACAUCUCUAAAGCUGCUUCUCCAAAUGUCUUAUGGCUGUAAUCAACGUUAUUUCUACAAUUCAAACAUGAACCUUCCAGCACCUACAGACUAACAUGGGUAAUGCUACAGUAUUUAUUCAUAGUUUUUCAAUGAGUAAAAUAAAGAAAAUGUGUUUUCUACCUUUAAAAAAAAAAGUUGUUUCUUUCUGUAAAAGUAGCAAAACAUGCAUAAGGCAAUAUAAUAUCUGUAAACCACAAAUGAAGGAAAGCUGAAACAAUGCACUUUAUUAAAGCCAUUUAAUGUUAGACAGCAACAAGAAGCAUGAGAGACCCAACAACAUGUUACGGAUCAAUGGUUUGAACCUGACUACCAUUAACUGAGCAAACGAGUCUGAUGACUCCUGAUGCUACGAUGACGAUGAUGAUCACAGGUCAAAUAUGGAGCACUGAGAUCCCUCUUAUGUUAACUGACUGUUUCGAGUAUGUCACACAUUUAAAACCAAAAACACAAGUUCACUUUAUGUUAAAAGAAAAAAUCCAAUGGUGCAUGAAGAGAAGCAACGGAAGAUGAAGUUACUCUUGGCGUGAGAGUAAGAGUCAAAGCUGUGAAGUCAAAGUGAGAACAUUAAAAUGUUCCUGGUAUAUGUACAGUAGCACACUUACAGUAAAGUAAUACAGUGACAUGUACUGGACUGCUACACAAUUAAAUGUAUUUAUCUCAAAGACGUAUAUCUAUUAAAUGGUGAUAAACAUUAAAACCGGCUAAGGUUUAAACAACAUGUUCAUACUUCUGGACUAAAGACAUCUGGUUAGGUACGAGUACUACAACAUACAAGUAUGGGAGGAAAAAAUAAAAUUGUUCAAAUCCCAUUAAAAUGACUUUAAAAAGG
Messenger RNA from Labrus mixtus (cuckoo wrasse), 2655 nucleotides. RefSeq names its product serine protease HTRA2, mitochondrial-like. NCBI's taxonomy places the organism in Eukaryota, Metazoa, Chordata, Actinopteri, Labriformes, Labridae. Gene Ontology annotation, cellular component: mitochondrion. The transcript has 8 exons. Gene Ontology annotation, molecular function: protein binding; serine-type endopeptidase activity. The record is from RefSeq and is a predicted model, not a curated record. The coding region runs from base 245 to 1519 and encodes 424 amino acids. Gene Ontology annotation, biological process: programmed cell death; proteolysis; positive regulation of apoptotic process.